AUGUGGGUACCCAGGUCAUGUGGCCAUCAAUUGUCCUACGCAACGCCGCAACAAGAACGAAUGGACACAAGGAUCAUUGUGAAAAAAGGUUCGCACCCAUCGGUGGAACUGACCAAGUCCAAACAUGCGCCUGCCACGCAACUCGUCCAGGAUGGAGAGUCCGCCGCUGCUAACGGCGACCACGACCGGACCCAGGACAGCAGCAAAUCUGCGUCGCCUGUGGUGACCGACAGCAAUGAGGAUACGAAGGAAGACGAUGAGACCCAUGGCAUAUCGCUCGCGAAUGACCACUUCCUUUCCAUCGAAAUCUUUUUGGAGGACUCGAUUGCUCCGUACUUACAAACUACAGAACCACCACCAACUGUUCCCCGAGAUUCUCAACGAGGUGUCGCGCACUCAACCACCCGACAGCUUUCUGGAGACCGUCGAGAUCUCAGUUCCUGCCAAACAGGCCAUCCGCGUGAAGGCUACAAUAUCUCGAUACUAUCGCUUCAAGAAACACACGCCACAUCAUCAACUUUGAACAACUUUUUCACAACCAAUUCAACCCAUCACAAUCGUUUCGAACGCACCAUUGUGGUAUUGUUUCCCACUGUCCUGGUAUUGCCAUCACACGCUUAUCAAUACUCGACGGCCCUCGCAUCAUUUUCAUCCGCGUCGAUCAUUGCCGGCACGAAUUCUCACCAUCUGAUUUCUUACCACUUUACGCUCCUGCCCACUCUGCGCGCAGCCGACACCAAUUUUUCACAACACUUCAACAAUCACCAUCUUCGCCCCCGACCAACCAUAUAUCGAGGGGCUUGUCAUCACAGACGACUUAACUACAGCUAUCAGCGACCGAACUAUCAAGGCAAUGCGCCUAUCGAAUGGCACCACAUGCUGCAACAUCAAUUUGUCAACUGCAUCAACCCUGAUCCAUCAAGCGCCCCUCUUCCAAUGUUUCGAUGA
Zychaea mexicana is the source of this 948-nucleotide messenger RNA. RefSeq lists its product as uncharacterized. The record is from RefSeq and is a predicted model, not a curated record. Bases 1 to 948 code for a protein of 315 amino acids. The transcript is spliced from 3 exons. NCBI's taxonomy places the organism in Eukaryota, Fungi, Mucoromycota, Mucoromycetes, Mucorales, Lichtheimiaceae.